AUGCACCGCGUGCCUCCAGCUCACCCCGUCACUGCUGCCCUCCCUGGCCCCACCUGCCUGCAGAGCCGGUUUGGGCAGGACCAGGGCGGCGUGCCCACGUGCCAGCGCUGCCUGCAGAAGGGGCACUGGACGUACGAGUGCAAGGGCGAUGCGGUCUACCAGAGCCGCCCCACACGCACCCAGCAGCUGAAGAACCCACGGUCCCGCCCUAAGUUCCUGGAUGCCUCUGAGCUGCCACCGGAGCUGCGCGACAAGGAGGCGGCAGCGGGCAAGAAGGAGGAGGAGGGGGACAAGCACAGGAAGCGCGGGCGGGGCAAGGCCGGCGGCAGCGGCGGCUCAUCCAGCAGCAGCAGCAGCAGCAGCGACAGCAGCAGCAGCGACAGCGACACCUCUGGAUCCUCCUCCAGCAGCUCUAGCAGUUCUAGCAGCGGCUCCAGCAGCAGCAGCGACAGCGAGAGCAAGUCCUCGGGCUCUUCCUCCAGCGGAGGCAGCGGCUCCUCGUCUGAAACCAGUGGCUCAUCCGGCAGCAGCAGCAGCGGCAGCGGGAGCAGCAGCUCUUCCGGCAGCAGCAGCAGCAGCAGCGAGUCGGAGGGCGGCGGCGGCGGCGGCCGGCGCAAGGGCAGCAAGGGCGGCAAGGGCGGCGGCGAGCGCGCGCAGCACAAGCGCGCGCGGCUGUCGGAGGCGGCCCAGCGUGACGCCGCUGCGGCGCAAUACUACGAGGACGGCGGCAGGCAGAAGCGGCGCAGCCGCAGCCGUGAGCAGGAGCGGCGGCGGCGCUCGCCCGCCUGA
Messenger RNA from Chlorella variabilis, 789 nucleotides. RefSeq lists its product as hypothetical. The record is from RefSeq and is a predicted model, not a curated record. The coding region runs from base 1 to 789 and encodes 262 amino acids. The transcript is spliced from 2 exons. NCBI's taxonomy places the organism in Eukaryota, Viridiplantae, Chlorophyta, Trebouxiophyceae, Chlorellales, Chlorellaceae.